Molecule: messenger RNA, 2400 nt
Organism: Synchiropus splendidus (mandarinfish)
Lineage: Eukaryota; Metazoa; Chordata; Actinopteri; Syngnathiformes; Callionymidae
Gene: tmod4
Product: tropomodulin 4 (muscle)
Exons: 11
Coding region: 1293-2315 (340 amino acids)
Biological process (GO): pointed-end actin filament capping; myofibril assembly; muscle contraction
Cellular component (GO): striated muscle thin filament; myofibril
Molecular function (GO): tropomyosin binding
Source: RefSeq, a predicted model, not a curated record
AGCUGGAAAACUGGUUCUAUCUUGUUCUCAAACAGAAACUUGAUCUUUGCUGUGCAAUUUCCUGUGUUAACGCCCCACCCACAGAUAAAAAAAAGAUUCCUGGAAAUCAGCUGACAAAGUCGGAAGUGACGGAAAACAUGAAUUAAAGCGAUUUAAACGGUGAGAUCAUUCGCUUUCAGGUAAAACUCCAUUCUAAGUUAUUUGUGUUUUAAAAGUGCAAAUAAAAAUGGUGACACUCACUGGAAGUGAGGGUAGUCAUACAUAUAUGAUAAAUAUAUCAACUCGCUGGUGCACAACAGUGUUGUCACCCUUCUCUGUCCAGUGGUGUGACACCCCCUAAAGAGUGUCUCCAAGCUUAUACUACCCCCACAGUCUCUGGAGUUGUUUUGGAUGAAGCCCAGGUAAAUGGCACAGGUGUUUCUUGUGGUUUUUCUAAUGUAUCCUAGCAUUCUCUACACCGCAAAAGACUUGGGAUCCUCAUUGACCAUGGUGUGGUGGAUGUUUGUGAUUGGCGCAACCUUCAAACAGUGACGGGAAGAUUCUCACCAGACAGCAUUCCUAUCUGAUUUCAGGUUACUGUGCGUCAGUGAAUGUUGACUUGCAGUCGGUGGUUGUCUUCCAUCAACCCACCCAAAAUUCACCACCUCAGACCUCGACUGACUCGAGCCAACACUGACUUGGAACCUCAACUCUGUCUCUUGUGUAGUUACUUGCAAGUCGUCUUCAAAUUAAGAAUGCAAUUCCAAUCUUACUGGCUCGUGUCUCAAUAGUAUAAUCGUAUGAAAAUAAUUUGAAAAAUGUAUGCUGUUUGAGUACAAGAGAAAAUAAUUCUGUGGAGAAAUGUUUUCAGAUGUGGGGGGGUUUCUACCAGAUUGAAAAUCUGAUCUAAUCGAACCUAAUUAAUAUACUUUUAAUGUGUAUGGAUUUCGAAAUAUUUGAUGUAAACUCGUACUUGUUGUUCGUGAAUGGUGUUCAUGGAUGGUUAGCUUCUUGGGUUAAGGUGUGGAGGGGAUCCUUCCAUUUUAGCGGAUAACCUGUCUGGAAUAUAGGGGGUACGUUUGAAACAUUUGUCACUAGAUGGCAGUGUCUGCACUCUGCUCAUCUUAAAUUACUCACAAGGACAACCCCCACACCACCCAUAACCCGAAUAGUAACGCUGACAGGGGAUCCGUGGUGAGGCUGGUGAUCCUAGGGGGCUGGGGGUAUUCAAACUGUAGAGAACUAGAGCGCACUGCUGAUCUGUUGGUAGAGACGAAUAGUGCCGCCCUCUGGCCACACUGAGCAACUGAGUCAUGUCGGAUCCUCGGGACAUUGAUGAGGAUGCCAUCCUCAAGGGCCUCAGUGCUGAAGAACUGGACCAGUUGGAGUAUGAGCUGCAGGAGAUGGACCCAGAGAAUGCCAUGCUGCCAGCUGGAUUCCGUCAGCGUGACCAGACAAAGAAAAGUCCAACAGGUCGUUUCGACCGUGACGCCCUGCUUCAGCACCUGGAGAAGACGGCGCUGGAGUGUGACGACCGGGAGGACCUGGUUCCUUUUACAGGUGAAAAGAAAGGAAAAGUCUUUGUGGCCAAGAAAAGUGCAUCAGUCCCUGAACAUGAGCAGGUUAUUCUGGAACCAGAGCUGGAGGAGGCACUGAAGAAUGCCACAGAUGCAGAGAUGUGUGACAUUGCUGCCAUCCUGGGAAUGUACACGUUGAUGAGUAACAAACAGUACUAUGACGCUCUCGGAACGACAGGAACCAUUGCAAACACUGAAGGAAUUUACAGUGUUGUCAAGCCAGAUCCAUUCAAGAUCUUUCCUGACGAGCCUCCAAACAGUACCAAUGUGGAAGAAACUCUGGAGCGGAUCCAUAACAAUGACAGCAGCCUCAUAGAUGUCAACCUAAACAACAUCAAGGACAUACCCAUCCCGACUCUGAAGGAAAUAUUUGAAGCCAUGAAGGGAAAUUCUCAUGUGGAAUCUCUGAGUAUUGCCGCCACCCGCAGUAAUGAUCCAGUUGCUUAUGCAUGUGCCGAGAUGCUGCUGGAGAACACGAGUCUACAGGCACUCAACAUUGAGUCCAACUUCAUCACCUCAGAUGGAAUGAUGGCAAUAAUCCGGGCGAUGGCUAACAAUGCUACACUGGUAGAGCUGAAGAUCGACAAUCAGAGGCAAAAGUUGGGUGACUCAGUUGAAAUGGAGAUCGCUGCGAUGUUGGAGAACAACUCCAGCAUCCUGAAGUUCGGAUACCACUUCACCCAGCAGGGUCCACGGGCCCGCGCCGCAAUGGCAAUGACACGCAACAAUGACAUGAUUCGACAGCAAAGAUUAAGAUGAAUGUGCAAGAGUAUUUAUAACCAUCAUCUUCAUCGUCAUCAUCAUCAUAGUCUUCAUCAUCACUCUUGAUUUGUGAUCGAUUCAU